Molecule: messenger RNA, 8215 nt
Organism: Paramuricea clavata
Lineage: Eukaryota; Metazoa; Cnidaria; Anthozoa; Malacalcyonacea; Plexauridae
Source: the annotation of a GenBank genome assembly
GUCUUAGAAGGUGACAUGGUUCAUUUUCCAGCCCCGAAAAAUCAGAUGAGCAAAGAUAUUGUUCUCGAGAGGGACACGCUAUUCUUUGCAACGAGUGAAGCCCCACUUAUUUUAAUUAACAAUGGAUCUAUUGAUCGCGUGAACACAGAAAUGAUGAAUGUAAGAUGGCGAAUGUUUCCGCUUCAUAGCAAAUUCCGCGUGAUGAACAAAGAAACAUUGCGGCUUGCGCUCGAUGCUUUGCCGAGUUAACAGUUGCUGAACAGUGAUCUAUAAUAAUGUAUUUUAAUUUAACGUAGGCUACAUUAAGGUGUUAACAAAUAGGUAUUCUGGUCAUCCCUAACUAAGUGGCUUAUGACGCAUCAACGAAUCCCACAUGAAUCCCAGUCACAUUUUAUGUAGAAAAGGGAAUUAAGUUCAACGAUUCUUGCUGUUUUUCUCUCUUAGCUUAUUGUAAAUAUGCCAAAGGAAUCGAUUAUGUGGUUAACUUCUAGCGAAAUCAAUUUGAUUCUAUGAAAUUCCGACUUUCGUCGAACGAUUCCCACUAUUUAUAGUAAGUUGAAAUAUGACAUCAUAAUUAGUAAAUAGAAAAGUGGGAUUCGUCGACUUUUAACCCAUUUUCUCUGUCUUUUAUAAUGAAAUGCACGCGUAUUUGAAGCCAAAGUAUUAAUGUAUUCAUUACGCACGCAACUGUAUGUUUAAAUUCCCAACAACGAUCAUAUACAUGUGAGAAAAUAUGGAAAUUAUUAUGCGAACAUGUGUGGGAUUCGUUGAUAUGGAAAUACGAUGUACAAUCCGUUGUCAUAGUAACUUUGUCAGUAUUUUGUUCCAAAGCUGUCAGCCUGCAAUACAGCGUGUAUUUGCUUAGGCAUGCUUGUGAUAAUAUUAUUUACAUAAUCUACAGAAACAUUAUAUAAAGUUUUUAUAACUCUAGUCUUAAAUUGUUCCCAUGUCUCACGCACAAUCUGUGAGUCUCUAACUUGAGCAUCAAGCUGCUUCUUAACUAUGUGAAACAUGUUUUCUAUUGGAUUUAAGUCUGGAGAUCUCGCUGGGAUACAAAAUAACUCACAUCCCUCUUCCUUUAUAGCUGUCUUAGCUGCUAGGCUUCGCUGAGACGGGUCGUUGUCCAUUAUGAACCAUUUUCUUCCACGCUUGCGCGAUAGUAGUGCUGGAAAUUUUUUUUUUACGGACUCAGCGAAAUAGGUACCGGUCAUUUUCUCAUAUUCUUCGACCAAUACAACCCCAUUGUUGUGAGAAAUUGCGACCAGUAAGUGAAGCCGUUUUCCACCCGCAAGGGUUUUAGAUCCUUUUGCCGUCAAUUGUAAACCCUCGCUCUUUCUUCUCCAUACACGCCCUCUAGGGGCUAAAGCGUCACUAAGAGGCUGUGUCUUAUAAACAAAAGAAACCCCGUCUAAAUAGAAGGCAAUAUUUCGCGAGAAGAAUCCGGGCUUUGUGGAAAGGAUCUUCUUGCAUUGUUGCGCAAACGACUUUCUUUUCGUGCGAUCACGGCUUGUUAAAACCCCCUUUUUACGCGCAGGUAGAUAAUCAAAUCCAGCUGCUUUCACCUCACGAUAAAAUGUCCGAUACGAAAUAUCACGUGACAGCAGUCCGCUGUGCGCAACCAAGCGCUUAACAGUAAAAUUUGGGUCUUUAUCACGCAGAGCUUUUAUUGUUCUUAUUAAUUUUCUCCGAUCUCUAUCUGACAGCUUCUUUGGUCUACCAAUUUUCUUGCAUGUUUUCAAAUCUUGCUUGCGCUGAACUUUUCCUCUCAGAAUAAGAGAGAUUGACGCUUUAGAUAUUCUUGCUUUUUUAGCAAUCGCUCUGCAUGAAUAUCGUUUCUCUUUACCAAGAAAUAGCACAUACGCUCGCGUUGUAUCUGAAAUAGUUUUUUUAUAUGCCAUUAUUACUUUGUUUUUAUAUAACUAGCUCUUAUUUAUAGCAUGCAUACUGUGCGCUUUAUAAUACUACAGCUUUGAGAUUAGUCCGGAUGUUACCGAUGACGUUACAUUCUCCACAAAAGUAACGUAAUAAGCACUUAAAGAUAAUUGCAUUUGCUUCCGAACGUGUUUACCUGCCCUAAAUUCCAGAUUGCUCUACUAGUUUCGCUUGCAGUUCCAAACUACGAAAUUCCCAAUGUUGGACUGGUUCUGGAAACGUGCAUGGACGCAUUAUGAUUAAACUAGAAUAAUAACAUACAAUGUAUGCGCAAAUUAACCAUGUUUACGCUCACCAAAACACGGUAUCUAUUAUAUUUGUAAACACCAUUGGUAAUACUAUAAAAUACAAGUAAUUCUAGCUUCAAUAACUGAAAUUUUAAUUUGGCUUAAAAUACCGUUUCGGACAAUCAGUGACAAAACACUUUAGACAAAAUAGCUAAACAGCGUACGUUUACAACAUAAUCGACCCCCCGCACCCCCCGUUCAAUGUUGUGUGGAAAUACCUGCACAAAAUGUUCCUUGCCAGCGACCCAACAUUGUUUAGGGUGGGGGAGGGAGGGAUAGUGUUAUUAAGCUGAACAGUAUUUGGAAAUGCGCAGAUAUGUCUAUAUUAUAUCACUGUCCAAAAACCUUUUGUCACUGAUUGUAGGCUUGCUCAUGUAAGAGAACAUCUACUGAGCCCUAAAAAUACCACAAAAAGCUUAAACGGAUAGUCUAGAAGCAAUUUAAAAAGUCGCGUGAUAUUUGUUUCAUCCCUUUUAUUUAUUUCUUCCCUCGCCUUUUCGCUCCGCGCCCGCAAUCCUUUCUGUUAUUUUCGUUGGAACGUCAUGUAAUAUUUUCGUUUUGUCAAUUUAUUCGCCAUAUUUGAACAAUCGUUCUAAUCAAUGUUUCUGAGCAUAUAUUAGCGUCCUGUUUGAAGCUAUUCGUUGUAAAUGCAAGCUCUUAUGAUUUAUACAAGUAAGUGCAAUAAUUUAAAUUUAUUACGUUAUGAUAUUUUAUUCAUAUUACGUUAUAAAAAUUAAUGUUUUAUUCAUAUUCAUAACACAGCUCUUAGUUGGACCCCCUGUGUUCCAAUCACGUGAAAAUAGGCAGUGUGCCAGUUUCACGUGUCUGUUCUGACUGUCCCUACUCGAAAAUCGGGGUAGUCAGAACAGUUCAGAACAGUCAUGUGACUCUCUUCUGUUCCAUUCCAUUCCAUUAGUGUUCCAAAAAUCCGGAGUACUCCGAACAGUAAAUGGAACAGCUUGCUGGAUCAAUGUGAAUAAUUGAAUAAUAUGAAUGUAAAUUAGACACCCACAAGCUCGUGCUUGGUAUUAACUAUUUUUAUUGCAUAUAAUCAUUAAAAUGUAUCAAGACGUGAAAAUCUGUGAUUUGGCGUUGUAAACAGAGCGAAGGACAAUGUCUAAAUUAUUCAUAUAUUUAAUGUAAUUAUUCAGUUCUUUUCUAUGAUUUGUUGUAUUGGAAAUUGGUUGCCGUCACGUUGCCGUCCUAAAUCGAAAGGUCUCUAGUGUUCUCUUGCCACAACCUCGUUCCCAGGCUUUUCCCACUUAUGGAGGAAUGGUCGGAGCUGGUCACGUGGUUCCCGGAUUUCGCGGGGUAAAUGAAAUAUGCCUUACGGAGGGUGGAAAAUUGCGUUUGGAAAAUGGCAACUGUGUUGUACUUUCCGCUAAAAUUGUGAAAGGAACUGUUCUAAAUUCGUAUUUAUCAUGACACCAUUGACACGACUUCCUGCUAAACACUGAAUAUCAUAAAUAAUAAGUGUUGCGUUACAUUUCAAGCGAUAAGCUGGGUCAUAUUUCAUUUGCAAGGAAAGAAAUUGAGCACGCCGUUCGCCGUAAAAACAUUAUAUACCUUCUACACCGACUGAUCGAUCAAACAAACUGAAAUGUAUCCUAUGUGACAUUAAUUGAAAUCUAUCCUAUGUGACAUUAUUUCCUGCACUGCAUGACAUUGCUGAAACUCAACGAUCAAGAAUGAUUCCACUCAGAGUAACAUCACAAGCAUCUUAUUCACCUGAGUACAUUACACCAACACAGAAUGUACAUAUAGCUAUUUGUUAUCACACGAACGCCAAGACUCCUCCGUGCCUGCGGUACAACUAACAACGUGAAUAUUUACAAUGUUACAUGCACCAGACACUGGUAUUGUACUUUAUAGUCAAUUAUUACUAGCUGGGGCACCCUGCGCCCAGGCGAGUAUUGUGGAUUCAACAAUUAAUAUGGAGUUUAAGCUUCACGUUUCCGGGAACGGCAAACGGCACGUUCGAACUUUCUUGGCAAAAUUUUCGUUGAACGUUUUCGUUUCAUAUUUUCUUUCUUGCGUCGAAAGAAUAAUUAUGUAUUUCAGUUUUAAAACAGCAAGUUCAUUUAUUCUUUAUUGCCUGAUACCGUAAACUUUUCUUUGCCUGACGUUUGACGUAUAACGCGAAGCUUAAACAAUGCAAAUGGUCCUGUCAUGGUCAAAAGGAUAUCUGACUAAGACAGGUUAUUAUUUAUGAGGCUUUAUUACAAUAUAAUUCAUCUCUUCAAAGACCAAGAAGCAUCUUUAUUUAAAAACGUUAAAUAUAACAAGAAAAGGUAAUCAAUAAAUACACCGAAAUUAUACGCUUCAUCGAGGGUUCAGUUGUACAUAAUACAACGAAAAUUUAAAACAAACCAAUCAAAUUGCGCGAAAGGCGCUAUCCACCUCUCGAGUAUAUGGUAAUAGUGCUACAGGAUAUUGACCUCAACGCCUCCCGUCUCGGUGAAUAUUUUUGUACUACUGUUCACCUCCACUUCGGUGAAUAAUUGUUAAAUACGUUAUAAUAUUAAGAAUUGAAGAAAACUCGAUUGUUUCAAAAAACGCAAAUUAGCUAUAUAAAAUUCUAUAAGAUUAUACGAUUUAAAUACUGUAUGUCUGUUAAAUAUGUUGUAAUCUAUACUGAAAGUAUAUUUUGGAACAAUUUGCUGAUUUUAAUGGUUUGAAAGCAAAGAAUACUGUAUCACGAUUAUUUUAUGAACAUUUCGUAUCACACAUUAAAGGAUAAAAUAUUGCGAUAUGGAAAAACAAUGAGUGGAAAAACAUAUAUACCUCAUAUAAAACCAUAGCUUUCAUGGAAAUCUGCGACGAUUAUAUUUCAAUGUGAAAUGAGUAUAAAAAAUUCAAUAUAUUUAUGUCCAGUAUGAUCGCAAUAAUCAAUUUUUUUGUAUUUUUAUCGCUUUUGGAGAUACUUCGCACAGAAAGAUAUUAAAUGGCCUAGAUUUUGCUUCACGAUGGCAGUGAAACCAUUUUCGAAGGAACAAUUGAAUUUCUUUAAGUUUUCUACACUUGUUCUUGAUGAGUUUCCCAAGGUGUUGCGUCAAAUUUUUAUCACCAUGUGGGACAGCAAGGUUGCUGUAAGACCAGGAUUCAUUCCAUGGGAUGACAGUAUCACAGUACGGAACAUGCUUCUUAAAUCUGAAGGUGGUAAAACAGAUAUACCAACUACGAAAUCAAUUGAGGAGUGGGACUGCACAGCUUUGUUUAAAGCAACAAUCUAUGCCAAAACCUUUGGUGUUCCAGGCAGCAAGGGAUCCACUUUGAAUGAUUUAUAUUUGAAGAAAGUUAAACCACCUCCUGGUACUUUUCGUCCAUCAGUUCAAAGUUCAUCAGGAAAUGAAGAUGAGACCCGCGCUGUGGCAAUUGAUCAGCUACGAUUAUUGAGAAACGCACUUUGCCAUUCACCAAAACCAGAAAUAGUCAAAACUGAUUUUGACAAUUAUGUUCAGCUAGUAGCCAACGCAUUAACAGUAGUUAAUAUUGAUACCGCCUUUGUGGAUAAUAUUCGUCAAAUGAGCGAGGAUGAUUUCCCUACGGAGAGAGUUCAAGAAUUACAUGAAUGUCGUGUGAAGGAGUUACAAGCCAACAGUUUUUGUCCAACAGAAAUUGUCCUCUAUUUAUGAACAAACAGAUAAAAUGCAUAAUAUGAUGAUGAAAAAUAUGAAUCUGGGAGAAAAGGGAAUUGUACCAGGUAACGUGAAUUUUUUUACCAUGCAAAGUAUAGUGUCGUACUGUCGUGUAAUAUAGUUCAUUUUGUUCAUUUUUGCAAAUAGGUUUGACUGUAUAAAUCGUACGUCUUGCCGUAGUUGGGGAUUUUCAAAUAUGACAUUUUUUCGUGUUGUAUAUACAAAAGACCAUAGAUAUAGGAGAACUAUAUUGCUGACUCAUACCUGCGGGAGGCGUCACCUGUAUGAUAAAUCCAAGAUGGCGGCUCAACCAAGCAAAAAACCUAUAGCUAGUAUUACGAAAUAAAGGUUUCUUGAUUUUGGUGGUUUAAUUUACUACAAUUACUAUACAUUACGAAUCUUUUGGAUGCAAAAGGAAUAGGCUGUGGUGAAUUAAUAUGAAAAUACUUCCAUUAUCAUGCGAUUAAUAGAUUUCUAUGUUCAGAUUGUUUUCCACCGCUUUAAAAAGGUUAACUUAAGGAGGUGUUCGAUAUAAAAUAAAAUUAAAAUAUACAUACAACUGAACCAGUAAAAUGGCAGAUAUCUAGCCUGUCGAAUUUUAGUAGAAGUAUAAGAAAAGAAAACAUUUUUGUAAUUCAUGGUUCAUUAUUUAAUUUAUUUGAAGGAAAUAAAUUAUAUAACAUAUUGCAUACUAGACAUGCAGCUUCCCAGAGGUUGAAUAAGGUGCAAUCCCUCAUUGGUUCAGUGUUACUACAGAAGGUAUCUGAGUACCUAUAUGAACUAGAAUACUAUUGUUCCCAGUAAACUGCGAAACGACCGUUUUUUUAAGCAGUUUGUGAGUGACAGUUUUGUCAAGUACGAAGGACAAAUUUGUGUACCUCGUGAUCACAAUUCGUUGCAAGCGGCGUAAUUGACAAAACUGUCACUGACAAACCGCCUAAAAAACGGUCGUUUUGCAGUUUAAUGGGAACAAUAGUAAUUAGAGUAAUAUUCCUUAUAGAGUCAAGUCUAAGGACUUUAGAGAUCACAAGAUAAAGAUAUUAAAAUAUGUAACACAGUAACAGUAAGGAAAAAUUUUAUUUCAGAUUGUAAGACCAUAUUGGUAUAAGUGGUAUACUAGUAUAAAGACAUUCCUGAAAAAAACGCGUAAUUUUGUAGGCUGCGCCUGAAUCUUGAGUACUUUUUGUGGUUUUAUAAGCAGCUUUUAGAGGGUAAAUAUAUAAAUUUGCUUUGAAAACCACAAGUGUACACUAAAUUUAAUGUACAGUACUGCUAAGAAGUAACCUAAUGCUGCGAACGCGUUCGGAACACAUUCCAGAACGCGUUCCAGAACGCGUUUGGAACACCUUCCAGAACGCGUUAGGAACACGUUCUUAAACGCGUUCUGAAACUUGUGCUAUUUCUCUUUGAAGCUUCGAGUUUCUUCGGAAAAUUCCGAAUAAAUGACAACACAGUCAACCCAGCUAAAUUCGACAGGUGACAGGUUGAAUUAAAUUCGUCAAGCUCGCAUUAUCCGACCAGCUCAAACGCCUAAGAAAAGGAAAUAUAUUUGGUCUUGAACAAACAUGGCGAAAUAACAACUUGAAAAUCUAAUUCAAAGUUUAAUUUAAUGCUGUAGUGGCAUGCAGCGCUUAAGUUUUUGCAAAUAGCUUCUACAAUUAAUUUAUGAUAGGGGCUGGAUAACCAUAAAAUACUGACAAGCAAACAUUUGAAAUGACGUGUCAGUUUAAUCAAAUGGUCAAGCGUUUAGAUAAAGUCUACAAGACUGCAUGCUACAAUUAUUGUCAGUUAUUUUUUAAACUACAGUAAGUUUAUUCAUACCAUGCAAUGAUUAAGUUCUAUUCGUAGGAUAUAGCAAUGUUGUCAAAAUUUGAUUUAAAGCUUACAAUUUGUUGAACAAGUAUCCUAAAGGUUUACCUGUGUGGAUGCACACUCAGAGUAACAUCACAAACAUCAUAUUCACCUGAGUACAUAACAUCAAACACACACAAAAAUUACAAUAAAUUUAAAUUUCUCAAAUUUUCAUUGUUGUCGUACGAGGAAGUUUCUAAGAAUCGUUAUUCGAUUAUAGUAUUUAUUUCAUAUUUCUCGCAAAUUUAUAGUAACCAUUUUAAUAUCCCCCACUAAAUGGUAUCUACUAUAAGAGCUAUAUCUAUACAGGAUACAGUUAUUUACAUGAAACGGCCACAUUUGAUAUAACGCAUGAGUUUCCUCGACAAUAGUGGCACAAAGUCCCACAUGGCUGAGCGUGUUCCUAAGAUUGAACGCUGUUCGUCUGUUUUUUCAAAACAAUAAACAGAUAAUAGUAAUUUGUACCAACCUUAGCUCCAGGAUAUGGUUAUUGGUCUAGUCUCGAAG